Molecule: messenger RNA, 1128 nt
Organism: Rodentolepis nana
Lineage: Eukaryota; Metazoa; Platyhelminthes; Cestoda; Cyclophyllidea; Hymenolepididae
Source: the annotation of a GenBank genome assembly
AUGGACAACGAAACCUACGUCGAAGAACGUCGUCAUCGUUACGAACCAUCCAGAACUACCACUAAUCAUAGUAGCAACUUAGUGGAGCUCACAGAAGUCAUUCCCGAUCCUCAUCACCAUUAUGAACGCGAACGAUCAUCUUAUCACCAUUCAUCACGCCAUCAUCACCAUGGUGCUGCUAGGAAAGGAAGAAGUGGACGAGAGGAAGAUCAUUAUGAUAGACAUCGUCAUUCCUCCUCACCGAGACAUCGCAGUCGCAGUCCUGAAGGCCCACUUCCCGUUGAAGCCACAGAUAGAAGGCACAGAGCUUCACCAGAAGGACCUGAACUGCCAAGACGUCUUCAAGAACCGGACCGAUCCGCUUUGAAGUCCAAGCAUUCAGAGAAAAAAUCAAAGGCUGAAAGGCACUACUCAUCUGGUUCCUCCAGUUCGUCUACUUCCAGUUCUGACUCGGAUUCCUCCUCCGAGUAUUCGAGCUCAGAGUCUUCAGGGGACAGCAGCUCAGAUAGUGACAGCUCAUCUUCUGGUAGCAGUAGCAGUUCUGAGAGCAGUGACAGCAGCGCCUCAUCGUCUUUAAGUUCCUCAUCCGGCGAGAAGAAAAGAAAAAGGUGGCGCCACGGUCAGAACGGAAAAUCCUCCAAAAAGCGCAAAGGACACAAGGGUCACCACCACAAACGCCGUCGUCAUCACAAGGAGAAAUCGGGGAGAAAGAAAGCCAAGAUAGCCCUCAAACAAAUGAAGGCGAGCAAAACAAAGACAGUUCGUAAACCAGAACCAGUGGUCAUUCACGAAGGGCCUGCUCCUCCUCCUCCUCCGCCUGCUGCUUCACAGCCAAUUCUCAACGCUUCAGCAGAUGUAGCAGUGGAAUGGAAGGAGCGUCGAGAAAAAUCUUUGCCAUCCUCAAGAAGCAGCUCCUCAUCUGGAACUUCUAGUAGUGAUGAUUCUUCGUCUUCAACCACUUCAACUGAUAGUGAAGAGAGAGAGAAGCGUGAGAGACUAAAAAGAAAGCUUUUCAAGUCCAUGUCUCAAUCAAAUGUAUUGUUAAAGGAGGACUCACAGCCUGCUCGAGGGGUUCGUCUUAUUUGUUUACUCAAGUUGUAUCCCUCUAAGUGCAUUUUAUUGCAAUGA